Molecule: messenger RNA, 597 nt
Organism: Fusarium keratoplasticum
Lineage: Eukaryota; Fungi; Ascomycota; Sordariomycetes; Hypocreales; Nectriaceae
Product: DUF775 domain-containing protein
Exons: 1
Coding region: 1-597 (198 amino acids)
Biological process (GO): protein import into nucleus
Cellular component (GO): nucleus; cytosol
Molecular function (GO): nuclear import signal receptor activity
Source: RefSeq, a predicted model, not a curated record
AUGUCGGGUCCUCUCUUCGGCAUCGUCCCCGCGGGACAGCCCUUGAUCACCGAGCCAGCCUCAGCCCCCUCACCAACCUCAUUCCUCUACUCCCUCCCCACCUCAAAGUCAUUCUCACACAUUGUCGUCUUUAUGCUCCCCGGCGUCUCCCUCCCUCCUAACACCGCCGCCGCCAUCUACCUCGCCACCGCUCAGGACGUUGCCGCCGCCGCCCAGUCUGGCGGAACCCCCAACUUCCGCUUCCUCGGCGGGAUUGGCCCGGGCAAGGAGAGCGCCAUGUUCAAGGUCAGCGGGGGCGGCGAUGCGAGCGGCCUUAUGGUCGGAGUGUCUGUUGAGCCUGAGGAGUCGGUUGGCCAGCGGCUACAGGAGCUCGCCGCCAACAAGGCCAGCAACAGCUCAUCAGGGGGUCAGCCCAGCACCACCGUACUGGCUCAGCGCAUUAUCCAGAACGCCUUCAACUUCCUAUCGAGCUUCAGCGGGACAGCAGGCCCUGGCGGCGUCGAGGUUGUGCCACUGAAAGCGUUUGAGGACUGGUGGCGCAAAUUUGAGUCAAGAGUUCGCGCAGAUCCUAGUUUCCUCGAGAAGCAAUCGAAUUGA